AUGUCUUUUCGCGUGGUGCGUAGCAGCAAGUUUCGCCACGUGUACGGAACCCCACUGAAGCGCGAACAAUGUUACGAUAAUAUCAGAGUCUCCAAAUCAUCAUGGGACUCGACUUUCUGCGCUGUGAAUCCCAAAUUUCUCGCUAUAAUCGUAGAAUCGGCGGGUGGCGGUGCCUUCAUCGUCUUGCCGCACAACAAGGUAGGAAGAAUACCAGCAGACUAUCCUUUAGUAGGUGGACACAAAGGACCUGUAUUAGAUAUUGCAUGGUGUCCUCAUAAUGAUAAUGUCAUAGCUUCUGGUUCCGAAGAUUGUGUUGUCAAAAUAUGGCAAAUACCUGACGGGGGUAUUUCCAGGACAUUGACUGAAUCGAUAGUAGAUCUGCAACUACACCAACGCAGAGUCGGUUUAGUACUAUGGCAUCCAUCUGCUCUAAAUGUGUUGCUCACAGCUGGCUCAGACAAUCUUGUUAUUAUUUGGAACGUUGGAACAGGAGAAGCUUUAGUGCGCAUUGACUGUCACCCAGAUGUAGUUUAUUCUGCAUGCUGGAACUGGGAUGGAUCUCGGAUAGUUACUACAUGCAAAGAUAAAAGGAUUCGAAUUUUGGAUCCGAGAUCAGGCGAAAUAUUAGAAGAAGCUGUAGCGCAUGAGGGAAGCAAGGCAACUCGUGCCAUCUUUCUCAGGGGUGGCUUGAUUUUUACCACGGGUUUCAGCAAAAUGUCGGAAAGACAAUAUUCAUUACGAGCUCCUGAUAUGUUGGGCGAACCCAUAGUUAUGGUAGAAUUAGACACCAGCAAUGGAGUUAUGUUUCCGUUGUAUGAUCCCGAUACAAAUUUAGUAUAUUUAUGCGGUAAAGGCGAUUCUGUGAUCCGGUACUUUGAAAUUACGCCUGAACCACCGUUUGUUCAUUAUAUAAACACUUUCCAAACUCCUGAUCCUCAACGAGGUAUAGGAAUGAUGCCAAAACGGGGCUGUGACGUUAAUAGCUGUGAAAUAACCAGAUUCUAUCGAUUAAACAAUUCGGGCUUUUGCCAAGUAGUCUCUAUGACAGUACCGAGGAAGUCGGAGCUUUUCCAAGAAGACUUGUAUCCUGAUACACCCGGUGAUACGGCCGCGAUAUCGGCCGAAGAAUGGGAAGCCGGUACUGACGCUGAACCUGUUUUGAUAUCUCUUAGGGACGGUUACCAGCCAUCCGUCUCGAAAAAUGAGCUCAAAGUUCAAAAGAAAUCCAAUAUACUGAGCAAAGGAGCCAAGGUUGCAUCUAAUGCGCAGAAUGCAGCGCAAAUUUCAUCAGCAGCAUGCGAAGAAAUGCUGAAGGAAUGCAGGGAAGAAAUACGAAAAUUAAAAGCCGUAAUUGUGAAGCAUGAAGGGAGGAUACGAGUGUUGGAAUCGGCAGUCGCACUUCAGAUGAAGGAAGAGGAGAGAAAAGAGAAGUCAGCAUCACCCGACGGCAAGGAAGCGCUUGCUUCCGAUGAAGUGUAAACCUUUUUUGGGUCUCGACCAAGUUCCGGUGUGACGCUGUAUUUCUAACUAGAGCAUAUUUUUUACUAGAAUCACUAAUAUCGUGUAAUAAGAAUGACCGUAUAUUUUGAUAUAACAAACUUGUGUAAAUAGUAGGUUUUAGCGAUGACGUGUGUCUGACUCCUUUUCUUUCUACUCUGUCUGUUUAUCUAUCUAUUUCUAUCUCUUCGUAAUGAUAUUUGCUAUUUAUUGUACAUCCAUUAUCGUACAUUCUCUGCAUUUGUAUUAUGUUUAUAUGUUUUAUUAUUAUUAUUAUAUUUACUGACGUUUAAAGCCAUUGUACGUAAUAUUAUCUGCCCCCUAAAGUUAAGUUUUCGCGCGAUUGAUGCAGCGAUACGCGAUACAAGACUUGUGUAAAAUGAACCUUUGUAUGAAUAAUUAUUCGUAACACAUGUGAGUGCCUAACUUGUACAGAUAUUUGAUGUUAAAUAACAAAGAAUAUUAUUUUGUUUCAA
Harpegnathos saltator (Jerdon's jumping ant) is the source of this 1973-nucleotide messenger RNA. It is a transcript of the gene coro, whose product is annotated as protein coronin. Gene Ontology annotation, molecular function: actin filament binding. Gene Ontology annotation, biological process: actin filament organization. The transcript has 5 exons. The record is from RefSeq and is a predicted model, not a curated record. Bases 1 to 1479 code for a protein of 492 amino acids. NCBI's taxonomy places the organism in Eukaryota, Metazoa, Arthropoda, Insecta, Hymenoptera, Formicidae.